Mytilus trossulus (common blue mussel) is the source of this 1365-nucleotide messenger RNA. RefSeq lists its product as uncharacterized. Bases 1 to 1365 code for a protein of 454 amino acids. The transcript has 9 exons. The record is from RefSeq and is a predicted model, not a curated record. NCBI's taxonomy places the organism in Eukaryota, Metazoa, Mollusca, Bivalvia, Mytilida, Mytilidae.
AUGAUGUUCUUAGCAUUACUCAGUUUGUUAGCUAUUACUGUAUUUUCUGGAUGCAAAGGUUUGCUCGACAUUCCAAAGAUAUCAGUAUAUCCAUGUGAAGUACCAGUAGCCGACAGACUCUUUUCAAUAUGCUGUAAAGCGGAAAAUAUCUUCACUUCUUCUGUCUUUUUCUUCCAAAAUACGACGGAUAAUAUCAUCGCUAAAAUAGAUCAUCCAUGUUACGUCACAACUGGUCGAGGAUUGAUGAGCUGGAACUGUCAGACAUCCGGGCAUAUUCGGACCUUCAGAAUAAAAACUACAAGAAAUACAAGUCUUUCAACUGGAUUGUGGGGAUGUGGAUAUUACGGCGGAAAAUCUUCAUACAGUCUUAAAGAAAACAAAAUUGUGACAAGAAACAGUGGCAACCAUUUCGCCAAACUACAUGACAACACUACAUUGGCAUGGAUGGUCCAUCACACAGACUAUAAGAUCUACAUGCCUAAUGGACAAUUACUGAACACAUCUGAUUUGAAACAUGCAAUAGAGAACAACAUUACAGCAAUCAGUGUUACCGUGCACAAUAUAGCCGAAAAGGAUAAUGGUACAUAUAUUUGUGUAUCAGACCAAAACAAAAGACGAGAUGCUAUAACACUGAUUGUCGUAGAACCACCUUUAAGACCAUCUAUACUAGCUCUGAAGACAGAAUUUUCUGGACACAUGAUGACCCUCAACCUUACCUGUCAGACAAACAGUCUAUCUGCAGCACCGCCAUAUUAUGUUCCUCAGUUUAACAUAUCAUGGUUGUAUUCUACAACAGCAGGUUACACAGUCAUUCCAGAUGGCCAUUUUCUGAUUAUCAAGGAUUUUGAUUGCCAUUUAAAAUAUUCAAGACCUGUUUUCUGUGCACUGAAAGAAAGUCCCGGAGAUUGGACUCCAUCUGUAUUCACAUAUCCUCAUAAGCAAUGUGUUUCCAGACCAAGUGUAGUUACACAACAGGAUUCUAAAACCGAUAAAAGCGCACAGACUGCAGGAUAUGUGAUAGCUGGAAUAAUUUGUGGAAUUUUGUUAGAACUGACUCAGAUAUAUCGACAAGGAAGAUCCCAUGGACAGAGCACAUGUUAUAUUUUACGAAGCUGUUGUUGUGACAAAUGUGAUGUUUUACUAGAAUGUUGUGAAGAAAUUACAGAGAGUUGUCAGGAGAGUUGUCAAGAUAAAUGUUGUACAAGGUGCAAGAAAGACAGCGACGACGACGAACCCAUUGAUUUAGAAAUACAUAGCAGACUACGAAGAACAAGACGUACAACUGAAGACGAUUUACAGAAUAUCCUUAACCUCUACAAUGUCCAAGACACACCCACAAUGACCCCACAACAACAGAGAAGGUGA